This is a messenger RNA of Neltuma alba, 684 nucleotides long. Its product is annotated as pentatricopeptide repeat-containing protein At2g21090-like. NCBI's taxonomy places the organism in Eukaryota, Viridiplantae, Streptophyta, Magnoliopsida, Fabales, Fabaceae. The record is from RefSeq and is a predicted model, not a curated record. The transcript has 2 exons. Gene Ontology annotation, biological process: RNA modification. Gene Ontology annotation, molecular function: RNA binding; protein binding. The coding region runs from base 1 to 684 and encodes 227 amino acids.
AUGGAAGAUGCUAGGAGAUUAUUUGAUGAAAUGCCCCUCAAGGAUGUUUUUGUGUGGACUACAUUAGUUUCAGGUUAUGCGAAGUGUGGGGAUAUGAAAUCAGCUACUGAACUUUUCAAUCAGAUGCCUCAGAAGAAUUCUAUCUCUUGGACAUCUUUGAUUGGUGGUUAUGCCAAAUUGGGUUUGGGUCAUGACGCACUUGAAGUAUUUAGAAGGAUGAUCAUGCAUCAUGCUAAACCAGAUCAAUUCACAUACAGUAGCUGCCUAUCUGCUUGUUCAAACAUUGCUUCAUUCAAACUUGGGAGACAAAUACACGCUCAUCUAGUUCGAAAUAACAUCAGAAUUAAUAAUAUUGUUGUUAGUGCUAUUAUUGACAUGUAUUCAAAAUGUGGCAACAUAGAAAAUGCCAAGCAAGUAUUCCAUGUCGUGGGAGACAAGCAAGAUGUGGUGAUUUGGAACACCACGGUUGCUGCAUUAGCUCACCAUGGUUAUGCUAUAGAACUUAUGGAUGAGAGAGAUGUGAAAAAAGAAUGGGCCAUUAGCUGGAUAGAAAUUGACAAUGGGGUCCAUGUUUUUACUGUAUCAGAUGCAUCACAAUCGCUGAAGGAAGCCAUACACUCAGUUUUGGGUCAUUUGGGUAGCCAGAUGGAUGACAAUGUCUCAUUACCGAAGAUUGCCUUGUGA